AUGCAGGAGCCUACUGAUUAUUCAGGCUUUCUAAUGCAGAAUGCUGCCCCAACAAUUCUACCUACAAAUAGGAUCUCUGGACCUCCAACAUUCCCAGAUCUCCAAAUGCCCCCAGCCCAACUAGUACCUCAUAGUCGCCAAAUGCCACAAAUCUUCCCAUUACUUGAAAGUCUACAAAUGCCUCCAGGAUCUCCAGUGAACCCAGGUUUUCAGGUUUUUCCCUCUCACUUCCCUCCUCAUCCACAAGUGGAUCCUCAUCCAGGGCCACAAGUUCUCAGCAAUGCUCCUAUGAGAGAGUGGAGAGGUCGCAUCAGGUAUAGUCCAGAACAAAAGCGUGAGCUGGAAAAUUUCUUCAAAAACUCCAAGUAUCCUUCCUUCAAGCAACGCAAGAUGUUGGCACAAAGCAUUUGUGUGAUGGAAUACCAGAUUCGGAUAUGGUUUAAGAACCGAAGGUCUAAAUAUUUCAGAGAGCAUCCAGAAGAACGCCAAGAAGCACAAAGGCAUCAAGGUGGGAGAGCCCAUGCUCACCACACUAGCACAAGGGGUCAUGUUCUCAUUAAUUCUGGGGCCACUGGUCAUUCUAUGUCCCCAAACCUAGAAGAUGUUGGCUCCCUUCUUCAACCGAGUUCCUCUGAUACCUUCCCAUCCAUUCUCCAGUCUUGA
Rattus rattus (black rat) is the source of this 663-nucleotide messenger RNA. RefSeq names its product homeotic protein empty spiracles-like. Bases 1 to 663 code for a protein of 220 amino acids. The transcript has 3 exons. NCBI's taxonomy places the organism in Eukaryota, Metazoa, Chordata, Mammalia, Rodentia, Muridae. The record is from RefSeq and is a predicted model, not a curated record. Gene Ontology annotation, molecular function: DNA binding. Gene Ontology annotation, biological process: central nervous system development; neuron differentiation; brain development.